AUUCUGAACAUCAAAUUGCACUGACGAACACCACGAGAGCGAUUUCCUUUAAUCGAGAUUGUACCGUGACUUUAUCCAAGAAUUGCACAGUGAUACUAGUAAAUGGCAUAAAUGAUGGCUACCAGAAGAAAUAGAAUCAUAAUGUUUGUGGCUCAGUCCAUUUUUGUUCAUGUAAUCUGUUUUGUCACAGGGCAGCAAAACAACUGCAGGAUUACAGAAUUUAUCGAUAAAUGUGGAAAUGUUGGAAGUUUAUUAAAUUGCAGCGGUCUAAAGAUCAACACAUUUCCAAAAAGCUUCCCAACAGCCAUCGGAAACCUUGCCAUAGAUCUAUCUUAUAACAACUUCAGUGUAAUAUCUACUGAAACUUUCAUUGACGUACCGCAACAUAUCUCACUUAAAGUCAAAUCUAUCUCCUUACAGGGAAACAAUUUAAAACUUAUCAAUAGUCGGGCCUUUUCACAAUUUCAAAAUCUGUGUGCACUGGAUAUAAGCAACUGUGGAUUGAAGAAAACUUCCUUUGAGGAAGGCGCCUUUGCUGAAUCUGAAAAUAUAAAAUAUUUAAAUUUGAACAAUAAUAACUUUCAAUUUGGCGGAUAUCCCGAAAAGGAAAUAACUCGUUUGAUUGCUUUACAGAGUCUCUUAAUUGAUGUAUUUUCUGAAUUUCAAUUUAAUAAGUCAUUUACUAAUUUAAAAAACUUGAGUGAAGUUGAAUUUAACACAAUAGGAUCUUCUUUUCAUUUAACAAAUGUCACAUUUCAUGGACUCUCUGAAUCGCCAAUAUACUACAUAAACAUGUCGUUUAGAAACUAUGUAUAUUGCGACAUAACUGAGGAUUUAUUUUGUUCAUUUCCAUUUUUAAAAGGAGUUAAAAUGAACAUUGCAGGGAAGUGUGAUGUAGUCCCUGCUUUGCGAGCCUUAAAAUGCCUUCAAAACAGAUCAUUAGAGUAUCUUUAUCUGCAGAACAACAUAAAAACCUUCCCAGGCAGCAAUAUCAUACUUUCUGAGUGGAAUAGUGAAUAUUUAUUUAACAUUUGUGCAAAAUCAGUUAACAUUAGUCAUAACGGAAUAAAGAAGGUCUCCCCUGAUCCUUACUAUACUCGACUCGGCAAAUGCAUCGAAGGAUUAGAUGUAUGGUAUAACCAUAUAACUGCAAUUGAUGCUAAAAUUGGUUUCCAUUUAUUAAGUAAUUAUCCAAAACUAGAAGCUAUAAGAGCCCAAACAAUCAAUUCAAACCAGGCGCCAUUUUCAUUUUCUGAAUUUUCAUCUUUAGGCACUUCAAAGUUUACUUUAAGAAUUUCAAACCGUUUGCGAGUCUUGGAUUAUUCAAAUAAUUACAUUCACAGCGUGACUGAUAUGAAAACAGAGGUAACAUUUAUUGGAAGCAAUCUGGAGCAACUCUAUCUCAGAAAUACAAACUUUCCUUGCAAUGCUUUGACCCCCCUACAUACCCCAAAAUUAGAAAUUAUAGAUAUUACAGGUAAUCGGUGCAACAAAAUGCAUAAGAAACUGUUCAAAUUCGCAAUUAACUUGAAAUCUAUAACAGCGUCAAAUAUUCAGCUUGAGAUUGGAAAAUAUACUGAAGGCCAGUAUUUAUUCAUCAACCUUUCAAAACUCAAAUCGUUAGAUUUAAGUAUGAAUUCUUUAAAAUUCUUACCAUCUUAUCUAUUCCGUGACCAAAGCAAAUCGUUGCACACUAUCAGUCUCGACAAAAAUUUGUUCUCCUCCAUUCCAUUUACACUAUCAAUGUUAAGGAAGCUUUCAAAUCUGUCACUUCGUUACAACAGGAUAUCGUCAUUUCAAUCAUCGGAUAUUGCCAUCAUAAAUCAGCUACAGAACGUAAAAAUAUUUAUCGAAGGAAAUCCAAUUAGUUGUGCAUGCUCAGAAUUAUUCUCGUUGAAGUGGAUGAAAAAAAACCAAAUGAUCAUUAAAGAUCUGAAAAUUACGAAGUGCAUUGAUAACAAACAAACUUUGUCAAGCCUUUUUCAGGAUGCUACAUUCAGAACUUUUGAACUAAAUUGCCAAUCCAAGGAAUGGCUGAUUUAUACAUCUUUCGUCCUUUUUUUCCUCAUUAUGAUACUGAUUUCAGCGGGUGCAGUGAAAAGAUAUCGGGUACACGUAGAUUACGUCAUCUUACAAUUGCGUAACAGAUGGAAAGGUGUCAUGAGAAAGAGACCAAAUAGUGUUUAUGAGUUCGAUGUGUUCUUGUCGCAUUCUGAACACGACUAUGAAUGGGUGACUAAUAUAUUGUACGAAAAAUUAACGAGACAAGGAAUUCGUGUUAGUUUACCAGAGAAAGAUUUUAUUCCGGGUCUUUCUAAAGCAAAGGAAAUGCUAAGGUGCAUUGACAACAGUCGAAAAGUAAUGUUUGUUAUUACUGAGGAGUUUUUGGAGAGUGGAUGGGAGUCUUACGCGGUUCAAAUGACAGUUACGCAUGCUUUUCAUAAUCACAAAGAACAAUCUAUUGUCGUUUUAAUGAAAGAUGACAUUUCUCCUGCGAAAAUGCCAAAAGAUUUAAGGUAG
Messenger RNA from Saccostrea cuccullata (small rock oyster), 2520 nucleotides. RefSeq names its product toll-like receptor 4. Gene Ontology annotation, cellular component: plasma membrane. The record is from RefSeq and is a predicted model, not a curated record. Bases 112 to 2520 code for a protein of 802 amino acids. The transcript has 3 exons. Lineage: Eukaryota; Metazoa; Mollusca; Bivalvia; Ostreida; Ostreidae. Gene Ontology annotation, molecular function: transmembrane signaling receptor activity; protein binding. Gene Ontology annotation, biological process: inflammatory response; immune response; toll-like receptor signaling pathway.